Messenger RNA from Moneuplotes crassus, 4692 nucleotides. NCBI's taxonomy places the organism in Eukaryota, Ciliophora, Spirotrichea, Euplotida, Euplotidae. The record is from the annotation of a GenBank genome assembly.
AUGACAUUAGAGGAAGCCAUUAAGAACAAGCAAAAGAUCGAAACAUUCAAAGACAUGCUUCUAACCAACAAUGCAAAGACUGAAUACAAAAUUGAUGAAGUCACAUAUGUCAUGAACACUGCCCAACAGCAUAAGGAAGAAAUUGUGAAGAAUUCUUCCUUCCCAGUCCUCUGUUCUAAGCUAUCUGUACAAGUGAGAGGAGUCAUCUUGGAUAAAAUUUAUGCAUUUCAAGGAAGAAAGGAGUGGUUUUGAAGGUACUCAUUAGUGCUCCUCCAAGAAAUGGACUAUUUCUACCCUAUUAUCAAUAAGAUUUCAAAGAGCGACAGGCUGCAAAAUCAAUAUACCAAGGAACUGGUGUUUUAUUACGGGCUUGUUAUCGGCUUAUAUAGAUUUGUUGAAGGGAUCAGCUGGGGAUACAGCACUCUAUUGACUCAUAAACAGUUAGGAUCUGAUCACCUCCUUAGUAUAAAGGUGCUUUACAACUUUAUGGUCAGGCUCAGAAGGUUCUUUUUGAUAAAGAAGGAAGCAGAUUUCGGAGAUUGAACUCCAGCCAGUCCUGAAAAUACCAAAGAUUUUGUGAACAACGAUAUUGAUUUCCUUAGUGCGCUUGAUAACGAGGAUAUGGAAAACAUAGUUAGGGGCAAACUUGAGCCAACUGAGAAUUUCAAUGGUCUAGGGUUCCUAUGAUACCAAGACCAAGAGUAUAAAGAGAUUCUCAGUCGACUAGACCAUGAUGAAAUUUUAAAUAAAGAAAAAGAAAUUAUUACAGAAUUUGCUUCCCAAAUAACAAUGGAAGAGAUUUCUGUAAAAUCUAUUGAGAAUAUGAACAAAAAGAAGCGAUCCCCAAAAGUUGAGCCUAUCACUAUUAUGACAGAAGAAAGCAGAGAUAAUGACCAAGAAGAGGAGAAGCAUGAAUUCCCAACCUUGAGCUCUAAAAAGAACAUUCUUGGCCUCAGAUGCACUGAAAGAGUGAGCAAAUUGAUCUGUCAACAUAUUCUAAAGCAAGGAGAGGAUGAAGAGUCGAAGAAAAAUCUGGUUUCGGUCAUUCACUAUUGCCAGCCUCAGAAUAAGAUCACUUAUGAUUCGUAUUACAUUGUAAAGAACAUUAUAUACUCAAUAUUGACGAAAUGACCUGAAAUAUUGUCUUUCUUCAAGCUGCUAGACUUGGAUAUUAGCAAAGAUAUUUUCUAUAACGAUUCUCAGACCAUAAAGCGUGACUACACAGAGAUCUUUAUCACUUUUGUUAAGGCCCUGAGAGAGCUGAAGCUUGACUACAACAUUCUGAUUGUCAUUUCCCAAGCAGAUGCUGGAUAUAACAGGGACAACCUUCAGAACUUUUUAUAUUUAACAAGACAAGCAUUGCCUCUGAUGCCAAUCUACUUGAAGUUUGUGUUCACCUUUACAGAUGAUUCUUUAGUGGAUGAUGAGGAUAUUAGCAGAGUUUUAUUGCUAAAUGACAACCCUGAAGUAGGAGAUGUUAAUGAAAUUAACUUUAUCUCGCUUGACUUAUUUACUAACUACGGGGAGAAAGCACUUGAUCUACUCCAACUCCCUGAAGAAAUUGAUAAAGAAGCAGUUAAAGAGAAAUGCGAAGGAGAUUUUGAAAGAAUCCUCGACCUUUCUGAACUCCUUGCAUUAAAAAUCCCUGGAAAAGACAUUCUAGAGACUUAUGACAUGAAACUAGCUGCUUAUCUGAUGUCUCAAAUGGAGGCAUGUGGAGGUUCAGCUAAGGUCAACAUACUUUUGAGAGUCCUAUGCUGAACUAAAGUUCCAAUUGAUCUACCUCUUCUCUCAAAAAUCUGAGAAAUCUCUGAACAAGAGCUGAUGAACAUUAUUAAAAAUGAAUUGAAAGCCUUCAUAUGGUCGUUUAGAAAAAGGAUGAUUCCUAGCGAUAAUCCAGAGGAAGAGAAAGGAGAGAGUCCCUCCGAUGAAGAGAUUGAUGAGAAUGUUUACGUUACUAUCUCCUCUCCUAACCUCUGAUCCUUCGAUAAUGCUGUUGACGUACAUAAUGACAUUGUGAGAAUCCUUAGAAGAGAAACUAUUGGGCAUUAUAGUAAAUUCUGAUACCUUUAUCACAUCUCUGAAUGUGACGAAGACUUCUCCAAUGAUUACUGGGAAGAGAACAUUAAGGAUUCUAAAGAUCUAGAUAAUGAUAAUACAGAGGAUCUGGAAAACAAGAAGAAAGAUGUAACUUUCUUCGACCUAUAUGAUUCUUUAUUCCAAAGCAGAGCUAUUUUUGAGCUUAUUAAAUAUCAUAAGGGAUUUGAAUUCAUAAUUAAAGAAAUCGGAUACAUCCUCAGCUCUGAUAAGACAGAUAUCAUCGAGAAAGAGAGAACCCAGCUUCUGAAUUUUAGAAAUAUAUUGCACCUUAUAGAGCAAACUAUUAAGAAUGAAGAUCUAUGCUAUAAUGAUUUCUGUACUCAAUUGAGAGGAAGGCUAAUCGGAGAGGAAGAAAAGUCUCUAAUGCACAAACUUCGGAUUGAUAUUACUAACCAACAGCACACAUAUUUCAAAGGGUUUCAGAACUCUCUUCGGGAAAAUGCCAAGAUAGAGACAAUUAUAAAAUUUGUUUUCUCAGUCAACAAGACUUGUCUCUUCAGCGAUCAGAGAAGGAUGGCUAUUUUCAAUGAUGUCGGGCUAAUCUAUGUAUGCGGAAUUGACUUUGAGAUAUUCUCUGUCAUCUCAAGUCCUUACCCUGAGAUAAACUGUUGUCAGUACUUCCUCCAACCUGAGGAAGAUUCCCCUGAAGGAGAAGGAGAUGGAGACGAUGAGUAUCUUUUCACUGCUGGAAAUGACCCAUAUAUUAGAAAAUAUGACUUAGCAACUCAGAGAGAAAUUGCUCAUUACCAAUGUCAUAAGACUGAUUGAACUAUCAUGAAAUUAUACUACAAUUAUCUAUUCACAGUAGGAUCUGACCAAAGACUGGUCAAGUUCGAUAUUGAGAAAGAAAAAAUCGAGAGAGUUUACAAAUGUAAAGACCCAAUCACUUGUCUAAGAAUUCUUGAUAACUUAGAAGACAAAGAUGGGUCUAAAAUCCUUAUUUCGACCCUGGGAGGUUAUCUUGAGUUGCUAGAUUUUGACCUUGGGAUGAUAACGUCGUUGAAUGUGACAAAUCCGAAUGAGUUUAUUGUUUCAUUGAUCAAUCAUUCUUUGUCUGAGUUUUUGACAUUCUCUAAAGAUGGACAAGUUACUGUAUAUGAUCAGGAAACUUUACAUAUCAUUAAGGAAGAAUCAAUUCUGAAUUUAAAAAGUGAUGACUAUAUCGACCUGAUCUUGAUAAGAUCGAAGGAGUAUGUACUAUUUACACUUGAAAAAGCCAAGAUGGACUUCUUCACUUGUGCUACUUUUAAAAAGACAGAUUCUUGGGACUAUUUCUUUGAUCAGGACUUACACCACUGUGACCAGAAUUACGAAGGAUCGAAGAUAAUUAUCUCUGAUAAGGGAGGGUAUGUCACUCUGUUCAACUUCUUGAAGAAUGCUGAUCCCAAUUCUCAAGGGAUGCAACUAUCCUGUAACCGUAGGAAUGACCCGGUAGCUUGUAUUGAGGUGACUAACGGAUUAGAACAAGACAAAAUUGUCUCUUGCAGCUUUGAUAGAGACCUUAGAAUUUGGAAGAAAGAAGAUGGUUCAUUCAGUAAAAAGUACGAUCUUGGGUCGUUCACUAGUGAGAGCAUCACCUCAAUGAGGCUUGGAAAGGACCAGAAUAUGCUAUUCCUAGGAUCUAAAGACAUGAAUGUGUACCUUAUUGACAUUGGCAGAGGAAAACUCUGAGUUGUCUACGAAGGUCACUGGAAUAAAGUAAACAUUAUCCACACGAUUCCUGAAAGAGACAUAUUGAUAACUGUAUCAGAAAGUAACAUCAAAGUCUGGGAUCUGGAAUAUGACGAGUGCAUUAAGAACAUGAAUGACCAUGAAAGCAGUAUUGUCCAUGUUUCCCAAUAUGAAGAGAAAUCUCAACAGCACAUCUUAACUGUAGGAUCUAACUUUGAGAUGAGAAUGUGGAAUUAUGAAACAGGAGAGGAUUCUAAAGAACACAAGUUGAAUAUCGAGAAAUCUAAAAAGUUGAAGAAUGUUGUCUGUGCCUGAACUUAUUAUCAAAAAUUAUUCUUGGCUACAAAUAAAAAUAUAUUGAUAUAUUCUUUAGCAACAAGUGAGGUCUUGCAUGAGUUUAAACCUUACAAUGGAGAACAGGUUAUUGACAUCCAGGCAUAUAAGACAGAAGACAAAGAGUACAUGAUAGUUACAACAAGGACCUCUUGCAUAGUUUAUUCAAUCUUUUUCGAUGGGUUAGAGACUAAUGUAACGAAAAUAUGAGGCUAUCACUUGAAUGCAAAAUACAGCCGCACUUCAAAUUAUAGAUCAAAUUUCAGGUUUUAUUUCACGAGUUGUAAAGUAACAGCAUUGAAUUCUAUUUCGAAAACAGAGGUCAAGAAACUAGUUGCUGAGAAUACUUUUAAUGGUCUCCUGGAUAAUACAGAAGGUGUUAGUUUUGACCAAACUAACCAAGGAGACCUUGAUGCUACAGACGUUGCUACAAAAGAUGUGAAGGAUGUAAAAGGUAUACAAAAGAACCAAGAGGUACUUGAAACCAGAGUAAUCGAUACAAACAGAGACAGGAUUAGGAGAGAAGUACUUCUAAUCUGACUAGGAGAUUCCAAGGGCUACUUACACUUCAACCACUUAUAUUUGUAA